This is a messenger RNA of Verticillium alfalfae VaMs.102, 1743 nucleotides long. RefSeq lists its product as hypothetical. Bases 1 to 1743 code for a protein of 580 amino acids. The transcript has 7 exons. The record is from RefSeq and is a predicted model, not a curated record. Gene Ontology annotation, molecular function: N,N-dimethylaniline monooxygenase activity; flavin adenine dinucleotide binding; NADP binding. Lineage: Eukaryota; Fungi; Ascomycota; Sordariomycetes; Glomerellales; Plectosphaerellaceae.
AUGGGUGAACAAUUUGCGGCGUCUGAGCCUUUCACCAUCAAGGAUGAGCCAAUUGAGAAUCUGCGACCACUGAAGGUCAUCGUCAUUGGGGCGGGAUUCUCGGGGAUAUACACAACAAUUCGUUUAUCCCAGCGGCUGAAGAAUGUCAAGAUUCAGACUUACGAACAGAAUGAGGAAACCGCAGGUGUAUGGUGGAUGAACCGUUACCCUGGCAUCGCUUGCGACAUCCCAUCCUAUUCCUAUCAGUUCAGCUUCGCUCCCACCCCAAACUGGUCCUCGCUGUAUGCACCAGGACCGGAAAUCCGCAGUUAUAUGCAGGGAGUUGCUCAAAAGUAUGGCGCGAACCGAUUCAUCAAGACAUCCCACGCUGUGGAAAGCUGUGUUUGGAACGCUCGUCAGAGACAAUGGCAGGUCAAAGUCCAGGAUCUCAAGUCUGGCCUCGUCUUUGAGGAGACAGCUGAUCUUGUCAUUUCGGCUAAGGGUGGCCUUAAUCAGAUCAAAUGGCCUAAGAUCAAAGGCAUAGAAGACUACCAGGGUAAACUCAUGCAUUCCGCUGCAUGGGAUGAAAGUGUUGAUUUGCGCAACAAGCGAGUUGGAGUCAUCGGCAAUGGCUCCAGCGCCAUUCAGAUUGUACCCGCGAUUCAAAAGCUCGACGGGAUCAAGGUCUGGAAUUUCGCGCGAAGUCCGACCUGGGUUUCGACUUCAUUUGGCGAUCUAGCGAUGACCAAGAUGGGGAUGGACCCCAAGAUCAACACAUUUCCCGAGGAGCAUAGAAAGCGUGUCACAGAUGACCCUGAGCUAUUUUACAAACUCCGCAGGACGCUCGAAGAAGAGGCUUCCAAGAAGUAUCGUUUCGCCCUGAGAGGCUCGGAAGAACAAGCCAUUGCUCUGGAGAAGUUUACAAACCACAUGAAGGAACAACUGAAAAGCCGGCCUGACAUUUAUGAAGCCAUCAUUCCAACGUUUGCUCCCGGAUGCCGGAGACUCACUCCUGGCCCAGGAUACCUCGAGGCUCUCCAAGAGCAGAACGUGACCUUCAGUAAUACGCCGAUUCAACAGCUGACUUCGACGGGUCUCAAGCUCCAGACGGGCGAGCAGGUUGAUCUGGAUGCGAUUGUUUGCGCCACUGGCUUUGAUGUCCAGGCGGCACCUUCAUUCUCCGUCACUGGUCGCAACGGCGUAACGCUACAGGAGAGAUGGUCGCCUCAUCCAGAGACAUAUCUCGCCAUUGCCGUGGACGGAUUUCCGAACUUCUUCCUCAUCGGCGGGCCCAACUCUGGUCUUGGCUCCGGCAGCCUUCUCGCCGUCCUCGAGGCCCAGGCUGAUUAUGCGAUCAAGAUGAUCCGGAAGUUGCAGAAGGAGGACUACGCGACUUGUGAAAUCCGGCCGGAACUUGUCGCCGACUUCAGUCGUUAUAUCGAUGAGUACUUCAAACAGACCGUGUACACGGAAGACUGCUCGUCUUGGUAUCGCUCAUACGACAAGGGUGAUCGUAUCGUGGGGCUGUGGCCUGGGUCGUCAUUGCAUUGCCUCGAGGCAUUGCGAGCGCCGCGAUGGGAGGACUUUGUCUUUGAAAGUGUGGAGCCUAAAGGCAACUUGCUGAGGUGGCUAGGCAGCGGCACCAGUUUGACGCUCAGCGACGGUGAUCCUGCGUGGUACAUAGAUCCACGUUAUGUUGACGUGCCAGAGGAGGGGAGGCCUGAGGAGGCGCAGGUGUAUCAUCAGCGACCAUUUUCGCACUAG